Messenger RNA from Vitis riparia (riverbank grape), 563 nucleotides. RefSeq lists its product as uncharacterized. The transcript is spliced from 2 exons. Gene Ontology annotation, molecular function: nucleic acid binding; zinc ion binding. Lineage: Eukaryota; Viridiplantae; Streptophyta; Magnoliopsida; Vitales; Vitaceae. The record is from RefSeq and is a predicted model, not a curated record. The coding region runs from base 41 to 502 and encodes 153 amino acids.
UAAGGCUGAAACGAGCACGCUUUUAGCAAGCUUGAUUUCAAUGAAGUAUAAAGGCAAGGGUAAUGUUCGGGAGUACAUCAUGGAGAUGUCUCAUCUUGCUUCAAAACUUAAGGCUUUGAAACUUGAGUUAUCUGAUGAUUUACUCGUGCAUUUGGUUCUCAUCUCUCUUCCUGCACAAUUUAAUCAAUUCAAGGUCAGUUAUAACUGUCAAAAGGAUAAAUGGACUCUUAAUGAGCUCAUUUCAUUCUGUGUGCAAGAGGAAGAGAGAUUGAAGCAAGACAAGACCGAAAGUGCUCAUCUGGCUAGCACUUCCAAGGAUAAGGGCAAACGAAAGAAUAAGGAUAAUAAGGUUGCUGCUUCUAAUGGCCUAGAACAAAAGAAACAGAAAGUUGAGGUAACAUGUUUCUUCUGUAAUAAGCCUGGACAUACUAAGAAGGAAUGUACCAAGUAUGCUGCUUGGCGUGUUAAGAAAGGGUUGCCUGAGUUACCGAAAACCAAGUGAUGCUGAAAGAUGCAUCUAUGUCGGAGACGGUCAGUCGGUAGAAGUGGAGACAAUAGGGCAC